GCAGCCCCGGGCCGGCCGCCCCAUGCACCCUCCCGGCGCCCCGCUCGCCAUGGCCGAGGGCGCCUUCUCGCUGUCGGCUCCGGCGGCGCGCAGCCCCGGGGGGAACCCGUCGAGGCUGCACAGCAUCGAGGCCAUCCUGGGGUUCACCAAGGAUGACGGCCUCCUCGGCGCCUUCCCGCCCGACGGCGGCGCCGGCAGCGCCAAGGAGGCGGCGGACAAGCGGGGGUCGCGGCAUUGCCUCCCGAAGGGGCCCGCGGAGCCGCCGCCGGCAGAGCACCAGGGCCGCUUCCAAGAGCCGUACUGCCCGGGCAGCGCCAGCCCCGAGCUGCCCGCCGGCGACGGCGGCGAGGGGAAGCCGUCGGACGAGGAGCAGCCCAAGAAGAAGCACCGGCGGAACCGCACAACCUUCACCACCUACCAGCUCCACGAGCUGGAGCGCGCCUUCGAGAAGUCGCACUACCCCGACGUGUACAGCCGCGAGGAGCUGGCCAUGAAGGUCAACCUGCCCGAGGUCCGCGUGCAGGUCUGGUUUCAGAACCGUCGGGCCAAGUGGCGGCGGCAGGAGAAGCUGGAGGUGAGCUCCAUGAAGCUGCAGGACUCGCCCAUCCUCUCCUUCAGCCGUUCCCCGCAGGCGGCCCCGGUGGGCGCGCUGGGCGGCAGCCUGCCGCUGGAGACGUGGCUCGGGCCGCCCGUGCCCGGCGGCGCGGCCCUGCAGAGCCUGCCCGGCUUCGCGGCCCCUCCGCAGGGGCUGCCCGCCAGCUACACACCGCCGCCCUUCCUGAACUCUCCGGCCGUGACCCACGCGCUGCAGCCCCUGGGGGCCAUGGGGCCGCCGCCUCCCUACCAGUGCGGGGCCGCCUUUGUGGACAAGUUCCCCCUGGACGAAGGGGACCCGCGCAACACCAGCAUUGCCGCCUUGCGCAUGAAGGCCAAGGAGCACAUCCAGUCCAUCGGCAAGCCCUGGCAGACCAUCUGAGCCCCCCCUCCUGGUGCUGAGACGCAGCCGCCGGUGCCGGGAGGCCGUGGGACGCCCCCGACCCGCUCCGCUGCCGACAUCACCCCGCGUCCCGGCUUGCUUUGUAUUUUCUGGUCCCCCAGAACCCCCUUUGCCGUGUGCCCCGCGGAGCUGGGGCCGAGCUGUAGCUUAGGAAAAGCUCUCCCACUCUCCCUCGUUGGCUGGAUGCUUUAGUCGCAAUAAAAGCUGCAGUAGGGCACGGAGCUGCAUGGAGUGCCUGGGAGCUGCGGCCUGCAGGGUCCGGGGAGGGUCCUCUGCUUUGCGCCAUUCAGCGGCAACGCUGGCGUGCCGGGUGUGUGCACCAAGGGGCUGCCAGGGCUGCCGCCCCCCAGGGUCCUCCUGCCCCCCAGCGUGGCCGCGGUGCUCCCUCAGCCGCCGUGGGGCUCUGCCGGGGCCAGGGCCCAGUGGUGCUUGCCAUCCUCGCACAGUUUUGCAGGGUGGCCUGGGGUCUGAAUGUGCUUUGCCACCCCACCCUGUGCUUCUGGCCCCCACCACCCCCAAGAGAAGGGCACUGUCAGGUCCUGCAAGCCGUGUGCCCCUGUCCCGGCAGCUGCAAUGAGAGGGGCACGGCUGCGCUGCGGGGCUGAGCACUGAGGGGCUGGGAGCUGUGGGGCUGAUCCCUGAGGGGCUGGGAGCUGUGGGGCUGAGUGUUGCGGGGCUGAAUGCUGAUGGGCUGAGCACUGCGGGGCUGAGUGCUGCAGGGUUGAGCACUGAUGGGCUGAGUGCUGUGGGGCUGAGCGCUGUGGGGCUGAAUGCUGCAGGGUUGAGCUCUGAGGGGCUGAGUGCUGAUGGGCUGAGAAGCGUGAGAUCAAGCACUGCAGGGCUGUGUGCUUUGGGGCUGUGUUGCGGGACAGAGCACUGUGGAGCUGAGUGCUGCAAGGCCGAAUGUUGCAGGGCCGAACGCUGUGGGGUUGAGCAUUGGGCUGAGUGCUGUGGGACUGAGUGUUGCAGGCUCAAGCGCUGAGGAGCUGCAUGCUGUGGGGCUGAGAGGUGUGAGAUCAAGUGCUGCGGGGCUGUGUGUUGUAGGACUGAGUGCUGCGGAGCUGAGGGCUGUGGGGCUGAGUGUUGCGGGGCUGAGCACUGUGGGACCAAAUGCUUCGGGGCUGAGUGUUGCAGGACCGAGCAAAAUGGGGCUGAGCACUGCCAGGCUGAGCACUGUGGGGCUGAAUGCUGUGGGGCUGAGUGCUGUCAGGGCGCGGGGCUGUGCUCAGCCCCUGCAGCACAACACCCGUCCUGAGCCGCCUCAGCUAUAACUGCAGCAUCCCUUUUUUUCCAUUAUCUCCGUUACUGCCCAUAAUGGGGCUGAGAAGCUGUAAUGAAACUGCCCUUCUCCUCCGCUGGGCACGGGGUGCUCUGCACACUCUGGAGGUUGUGGCAAUUAACGUUUCUCAUUAGGGAAAGGAGAAGGAUGCACAAGCGCCCUUAUUGUGUCCCAGGGACGAUUCAAUGCCAGCCAGGAGGCCUUUCCAUUCACCAUUUCCCACUCGUUGUGACCAGACAAAGGCUGGCUUCUAAUUAUAUUUUCACAAUCUGUGCAUAUCUUUAAGAGCCCUGUCAGGAGCAAGCAUGUCAGCUCCGCUCAGCUUCACUUCGGGGAGCUCUUUAACCUCAGACAGCAGUUUCUAAGC
Molecule: messenger RNA, 2643 nt
Organism: Numida meleagris (helmeted guineafowl)
Lineage: Eukaryota; Metazoa; Chordata; Aves; Galliformes; Numididae
Gene: RAX
Product: retina and anterior neural fold homeobox
Exons: 3
Coding region: 23-976 (317 amino acids)
Biological process (GO): positive regulation of transcription by RNA polymerase II
Molecular function (GO): RNA polymerase II cis-regulatory region sequence-specific DNA binding; DNA-binding transcription factor activity, RNA polymerase II-specific
Source: RefSeq, a predicted model, not a curated record